Penicillium chermesinum is the source of this 2409-nucleotide messenger RNA. RefSeq lists its product as uncharacterized. The transcript is spliced from 4 exons. The coding region runs from base 1 to 2409 and encodes 802 amino acids. The record is from RefSeq and is a predicted model, not a curated record. NCBI's taxonomy places the organism in Eukaryota, Fungi, Ascomycota, Eurotiomycetes, Eurotiales, Aspergillaceae.
AUGGCAACUGUGGAUCCAUCUAGUACGGUGCACAGGGUCUCAGCUGUACAUGCGGAUAACUACAUGCAGCAAUAUGAUGCACGAGGGCAUCCGGUGAACCCCGAUUCCAAGGCUCUGGGACGGGGACUGCGCAGAGCUAAAAACGAUAUUCUUUCCACCAUGGGGAUUGUGGUCAGUGGAGAAGACCGUAAUGUCAAUUCAUCCAGUGAACAGCAAAAAAUCUGCCAGAUCGCAGCCGAAAACGACUGUGGUUUGAUAAUCACUACCCUGGACCAGUUUUUCGUCUUCUUUAGCACCUGGUGGUCUUCAUCCCUUACUGGACGAAUCCUGGCCUACAAGCAUUACACACAUGCUCCGCUUCUUGAUGUCAUACGGGCUGAACGCGAUGCCUCGGGUCUGCUCAGCUUCUAUUGCGCCGGAAUACCGGCGUGGGCAGCAUCCAGCGCUCUUGCAAUAGCCCGCGAUAACUCUCUCAAGCGAGUUUUCGUUACGGCCCGGGAAUAUGCCUUGGAAUUUACAGGGAAAGGAAACUUUUCUCUUUUCCUAAGGUCUCUUUUCGGAGUGUUAUACUCUGCCGCAAGGGGCUCAGUUCUUAUCUUGUCCGUGGAGGCUUACAUGUGGUCGAUGCUACAAACGCUCUCACUCGUUCCUCCGAAUGCUUUCCCCAGCGUUUCUUCAUUGAUUCCAUUUGGGGAAAGAUCUCUCUUUCGACUUCCGGCUCUGCCCUCUGACUUUUCUCCACUCUCCGUCGUGGGAUUUAUCCUACAAACUCUCGCCUCUCCAGGGAUGCUGACAGUCAUAUAUGCCUUCUUCCUACGCCCAGAACUGGAAGAACGUAUUUAUAGGCUGGUGCGACGUCAACUUCCAAAGCCUACUCUAGCAGAUGAGCUAUCAAUUCGUGUUGCCUUUGAGGAGAAUCUCAUUGAAUGGGUUGUGCCAACUCUUGGACGGCGUGCGGAGGAAGAAACUCGCCGUGCAAAGCUCACAUUACUUGAAGAUAUCGGACAAGAGCUUCUUCUUCUGCGUGAUUGGGUCUUCUCGGGCUUUGGCCUCUUUUCAACGAAAAGGCAAAACAGGGCUGAAAUGCAGCGUUAUAAUCAAGAGGGAAUCGACAACUUGAGAAACUCGAUCGAAUCUUUACAACAAGAGCUUGACGAUGCUCAAAGACACAACUCACGUCUUGAAACCGAGUCAUUGCAGCGAGAACUCAACGAUGUUCGAAGGCAAAAUGCUCUUCUUGCAAGAGAAUUAGACGAGCUAGAGGGCCCUCGAUCGGUCAGACAAGAACCUGAUGAAGCUCAACGAGAAAGUCGCGCCGCCCCGUCUGGUUUGAAUGAGGUAGAGGCCUCACCUCCGGAGAGCGCUCUGCCACCAGCAUCUUCAGCUGCCGAGCCACGCAACCUACGCUCACCUGAGCUGGAAGUUGGUACUGACGUGGGCCAAGUGCUCACAAACCGGAGUCGCUCGUCUCAGUCACCCGGGGAGAUGAGCAGUGACUCCUUCUCAGGAGUGGCGACUAAUGGACGAAGAAGUGCACCUUCCAAUGCUUCUCGCUCUCAGAGCCAACCCAGCAAUGCCCAGCAACCUCCCCGUCCCGCUCCCCAAUCAAAUAUCCCAAGAGUCCUUCAAGACCCCCCAGGGCUACGUCCACCUUCUGUGGCAUCUGAGCGCAGGUCAAUAGCCGAGUUUCUUGAGGCGCUUAUCUUAAGUCGCGCACAGAACCAGGGCACCCAACAGCCGCCCGCUGCAGAUCAAGAUGACCUGUCUAGCAUAACCGCGGGUGCAAGCUAUACUACGGGUCAAGAAUCCCAGCCAGCCGAGGAUAAUCAGCAAAACACAGCUCAAGAAGCGCCGACCUCUGUUGUAGCAUCGCAACCAAUCCUUUAUGAAGAGCCUCAACUGUUAGGCCCGCCACCCAACAUUCUGCCUGACGGGUUUGAAGAACCAACUGAUGAUGAGCCUGACGCUCGACUUCCUCCUUAUGAAGAGACUGGGCCCGUCGAACCCCAAGACGACUCUGGAGAACCAAGCCCGUAUCCUAAAGGCCCGGGCCAGCCAACCACCGCACAUCGGGUCACUCUUCUAUCCGCGCAUCCUGUGGACUCUCUUGCAUCCCACGUAGCAGCGAUAGUGACUACUAUCAUCCUAUCUCCCCUCGAAUCUCUUUAUGUUCGGUCGUUGGCUCAUGCCUUCCUUGCCAUGAAUUCAUCGCCGCAACUCCAAAUCGGCGACCUCUAUCCUGUUGGGUUGUGGCUGGGUGGCCGCUCUUGGAAAGAUGUAUCUGCUUACUGUGGAAGAAUAAUCCUUAUGAGAGGCAUGCAGGCUGCUCUUAGAGCGGGUGUUUGGGGGUUUCUAGUUGGCUCAACUAUGAGGAUUGGCAGGAAGUUCUAUGGCUGGGGAAGCCUGUGA